AGAAGGGCCCUCCCUCCCCUCUCCCUUCUGAAGGGGUUCUCCGUGUCUUCCUUCGUCUCGUGUGAAGGAAUGAAAGCGGGUCGAGGAGGAAGGAGGAGAAAGAAGGAAGGAAGAGCCGGGCCCGAGAGUGAGAAGCCACAGAGAAGAAGAAGAAGAAGAAGAAGCGGGGAUUUUUUUUUAGAAAAAGAAGACACGUGUCGGGCUAUUCCGACGUGACGCGGAGAGUGGGCGGCUCCUGCUCCUCAGCCUUGCCUCAGAAGACGCUCUGGGGACGCCGACACGUGUCGAGAAGAAGAAGCGGGGAUUUUUUUUUAGAAAAAGAAGACACGUGUCGGGCUAUUCCGACGUGACGCGGAGAGUGGGCGGCUCCUGCACUGAGGCCUUGCCUCAUAGGACGCUCUGGGGACCCCGACACUUGCCGAGAAGAAGAAGCGGGGAUUUUUUUAGAAAAACAAGACACGUGUCGGGCUAUUCCGACGUGACGCGGAGAGUGGGCGGCUCCUGCACUGAGGCCUUGCCUCCGAAGACGCUCUAGGGACGCCGACGACACAAGCCGGCGUCACAGACCGGGGCCUCCCUUCUUGGCUGAGACCUUGCCGAGGCCGGCACCUCCCACUGCACAGCCCUGCACACAACCAACUCUGUCCAAGGAGGCCGGCGGGUGCAAACCAGUGCCGCGGCAUUGCUGGCAUUCCUUUCCAGAUGCCGAGGAGGAUGAGUCGAAGGUUUCGGAGGAAGGCCCACUAGAUACGGGGACACAGCGUCCAGACGUCUCCGGUGCCCGAAGCCGGAGGAGGGAAGGAGGAAAGUUAACAUUUAACAGCGUUCCAGAAGACAACGUCGUGGGCUUGCUUUCACACGUGGCUUCGUCCACGUCCUUGGAAGCGGUGCUACCUUCUUGACCACGAGUCUCAGGCCUUGCAAACCAAAGCGAAGAAGGUUCAGAUUGAGGGCAGGCUGUGUCCCUUCGCCGUGACAUCCUGGCUGACCGAGGGAACAUGGAGCACGCAGGGGCCGGGAGGGUCCUCAGCGGGGGCCGGUCCAGCUUGUGUGGGGCGCACCAGCUCCCGGUGGUGCAGAGGCUGCUGGAGUCGCUCUCCCAGCUUCAGGAGGAGAAGCGGCAGCUGCAGGAGGAGCUGGUCGCGCUGCAGGAGAGGCUUUCAGAGGAAGAAGGCGGACAGGCCGCGCAGACAGAGAGCCUGAAGGGCCAGCUCCGGGAGCAAGCGCAGGAAAUGAGCCGGCUCCAUUCCGUGCUGGGCGGCACAGACCUGGAGAAGCACCGGGACCUCCUGGCGGCAGAGAACCUGCGCCUGAAGCAGGAGGUGAAGAUGUGCGAGGCGCAGCUGCAGGAGCUCCGGAAGCAGUCCCCGAAAUGCGCGGGGUGUGAACACGGCCAGGAGAACGCGAAGCUGCAAGAGAGGCUGGCACAGCUGACGCGGGAUGCGGAGGAGCUGAAGGGUCGCCUCUCGGAGCUGGACCUGGAGGUGGAGCAGAAGACCAACCGCCUGGCGGAGGUGGAGCUGCGCCUGAAGGACUCCCUGGCCGAGAAGGCCCAGGAGGAGGAGCGGCUCAGCCGGCGGCUGCGCAACAGCCAGGAGACCAUCGCCAGCCUGAAGGCCCAGCCCCAGCAGGUCAAGUACGUCAUCCGCACCAUGGAAGUGGAGUCCUCCAAGACGAAGCAGGCCCUGUGCGAGACCCAGUCCCGGAACCAGUACCUGCAGGACCAGGUGGGGAUGCAGCGCCAGGUGCUGAAGGAGAUGGAGCAGCAGCUGCAGAACUCCCAGAAGGCGGCCACUCAGCUCCGGCAGCAGGUGAAGAUGUACGAGUCUGAGCUGGAGCGGGCCCACGAACAGAUGCUGGAGGAGAUGCAGAACAUGGAGGAGGACAAGAACCGGGCCAUCGAGGAGGCCUUUUCGCGCGCCCAAGUGGAAAUGAAAGCCGUCCACGAGAACCUGGCCGGGGUGCGGACAAACCUGCUGACGCUCCAGCCGGCGCUUCGGACGCUGACCAGUGACUACAACAGCCUGAAGCGGCAGGUCCGGGACUUCCCCGUCUUGCUCCAGGAAGCGCUGCAGAGCGCCAAGGCUGAGAUCGGGCAAGCCAUCGAAGAGGUGAACAGCACGAACCAGGAGCUGCUGCGGAAAUACCGCCGGGAGCUCCAGCUCCGGAAGAAGUGCCACAACGAACUGGUGCGGCUGAAAGGCAACAUCCGAGUGUUUGGCCGCGUCCGGCCCAUCAGCAGGGAGGACGGGGAGGGCCCCGAGGCGGCCAACGCAGUGACCUUUGAUCCCGAUGACGAUGCCGUCCUCCACCUCGUUCACAAGGGGAAGGAAGUCUCCUUCGAGCUGGACAAGGUCUUCCCCCCGGAAGCGACACAAGAAGACGUCUUCCGGGAAGUGCAGGCUUUGAUCACGUCUUGCAUCGACGGCUACAACGUCUGCAUUUUCGCCUAUGGACAGACGGGCGCUGGCAAGACUUACACCAUGGAGGGGACUCGGGAAAACCCCGGCAUCAACCAGCGGGCGCUGCAACUCCUCUUCUCCGAAGUGCAGGCCAAGGCCUCGGACUGGGAGUACCGCAUCUCCGUCAGCGUGGCUGAGAUCUACAACGAGGCCCUCCGAGACCUGCUUGGGAAGGAGCCUCAGGAGAAGCUGGACAUCAAGCUCUGUCCAGACGGCAGCGGUCAGCUCUACGUCCCAGGCUUGACCGAGUUCCCAGUGCAAUGCGUUGAAGACAUCAACAAAGUCUUUGAGUUCGGGCACCUGAACCGGGCGACGGAGAGCACCCACCUGAACGAGCACAGCUCCCGCUCCCACGCCCUCCUCAUCAUCACCGUGCGCGGCGUGGACUACAGCACCGGCAUACGCACCACAGGGAAACUGAACCUGGUGGACCUGGCGGGCUCUGAGCGGGUGGGGCGCUCGGGGGCGGAGGGCAGCCGGCUGCGGGAGGCGCAGUACAUCAACAAGUCCCUCUCGGCGCUGGGAGAUGUCAUCUCUGCCCUGCGCUCCCGCCAGGGACACGUCCCCUUCCGCAACUCCAAGCUCACCUACCUGCUUCAGGACUCCCUCUCCGGGGACAGCAAGACCCUCAUGAUGGUCCAGGUUUCUCCGGUCGAGAAGAACACGAGUGAGACACUCUGCUCGCUGAAGUUUGCGGAGAGGGUUCGCUCGGUGGAGCUGGGCCCUGGGUCCCGGAGGACGGAGCUGGGCUCUUGGACCAGCCAGGAACACUUGGAGGCGGAUCCCUCGUCCCCCGCCGCGCAGCCCUGCAUCCGUUCCCAGUCUUCCCCGCGGACAGGCCGGUCGAGUUCCCUCCGCGCACGGCUCCACACGUCAGCCUGGAGUUAAGAGGUGCCCCAGGCCCGCUUCCAGGGAAACUGAGGCCAAUCCCGGUGUGACGAUCCUGACACAUAACGGAAGAAACCAAGGAAGAAGAAGAAGCAGCAUCGCAUGGAUACGGACGCAUCCCGCGCCUCCCGCUCCUUGCCUUGGGAAAGAGCCUCUUCCUCCGCCUCCUUUGCGGGCAAGGGACAGGGCUGGCCCUGGGAGCACAUGGGACGCCUGCGCAUAUUUCGCGCCGGGCAACGUUUUAAUCUACUACUUUUAAAGGCCGGCGGGGAGGGGGUUCCGCAAACUUUUUCCCCUCCUUUGCGCCCUUUUCAUGUCGUUUUAUCAGCAAAUAAAAGCUCUUUACUCUGA
This is a messenger RNA of Anolis sagrei ordinatus, 3701 nucleotides long. The record is from RefSeq and is a predicted model, not a curated record. NCBI's taxonomy places the organism in Eukaryota, Metazoa, Chordata, Lepidosauria, Squamata, Anolidae.